Sinocyclocheilus rhinocerous is the source of this 4574-nucleotide messenger RNA. Its product is annotated as alpha-2-macroglobulin-like protein 1. The coding region runs from base 29 to 4369 and encodes 1446 amino acids. Gene Ontology annotation, molecular function: endopeptidase inhibitor activity. The transcript has 36 exons. Gene Ontology annotation, cellular component: extracellular region. Lineage: Eukaryota; Metazoa; Chordata; Actinopteri; Cypriniformes; Cyprinidae. The record is from RefSeq and is a predicted model, not a curated record.
UGCGCAUGUGCUGGACUAACUGCACAGGAUGCUGCUGUCGCUACUCCCGCCGCCGCUGCUGCUGCUGCUGCUGCAAUGGUCGAUCACAAGUGGAGCCACCGAUCCCAUAUACCUGGUGACAGUCACUUCCCAGGUGGUGGGUGGCAAGACAGAGACUCUGUGUGCACAGAUCCACGAGCCCAAAGAACCGCUUUCUAUAGUGGUAACUUUGAGGACUGACAAUCGCAAUCUGACCAUUCUACAACAGGGCUCAAUUAAAAAGGAUUUCUACAAAUGUGUCCCUUUUAAGGUCCCUGUAGUCACUGUAGAGUCUGUGGCAUCCGUCGAUGUUGCAAUCCAAGGGGCCAAAACAUCCCUGAACAAAAUCACUAAGAUCCUCAUAAAUCCCCCCCAAAAUCUUCUUUUCAUCCAAUCAGACAAGCCUAUCUACAAGCCUGGACAAACAAUUAAAUUUCGCAUUGUGUCUCUGGAUUCCAAUUUCUUGCCUCACAAUCAAGUGUUUCGAACUGUAGAACUCCGGGACCCUUAUUCAAAUCGCAUUGGUCAGUGGUUGAAUCGGACCACAAGGAUUGGUAUUUUGGAUCUGUCCCACUCCAUGUCUCCAGAAGCCUCUCAGGGUUACUACACGAUCACUGCUUGGGAUGAUAAGAACCAACAAAUAUCACAUGGCUUUGAAAUUAAAGAAUAUGUUCUGCCAAAAUAUGAAGUGAACAUCGAUUUUCCAUCCAUUAUAACCACCCAGGACAAAGUGGUCACUCUGAAAGUUUGUGCAAAAUACACUUAUGGCAAGCCUGUGCUGGGGUCUGUGAAUGCUGAAGUGUGCAGCCAGAUCUAUGGUUAUUAUUGGCGGAGACCUUUCCCUGACAUGGUUAACGUAUGCAAGAAAUAUUCAAUGACGACUGAUAAGACUGGCUGUGGGUCUCGGGUGAUAAAUAUGACAGAAUUGGGCUUGACUUCAGGAGGGUCUUUGCAAGUGAAUUGUAAUGUGGAAGAGUCUGGAACAGGGAUAACUAUGCAGGGUUCUACCUCAGCUCAGUUUACCAGUGAUUAUGUCUAUGUUAACUUUGAGGACACACCAGAUACAUACAGGCCUGGCAUGGCCUUUAAAGGAAAGUUUGUGGUUACUAAUUCCCAGUCCAGACCAAUGAAAAAUGAGCCAGUUAUUGUAUAUGCACAUUAUGAUGAUAAAAGUAUCAAUGUGACACUGACGACAGACAUCAAUGGUACUGCCCACUUCUCCUUCAACACUUUGGAUUGGUCAGAAAAACCUGUGCAAUUACAGGUCCAUCAUAAGGGAGGUAUAGAACGGACUGAUUUUGAGGCUUUUAGAUAUUAUCCAUCAGGCUAUCACUACGUAAGACCCUUUCACUCCAAAAGCAAAAGUUUCCUGAUGUUGACGAAGGCUCCAGAGAAGCUCAGCUGUAACAGUGAUGCAACAGUGAUGGCCAGUUACAUCAUCCAGGGCAGUGCACUCAGAACAGGCCAGAAAACCUUGGAUUUCUUCUACAUUGUCUUGUCCAGAGGCAGCAUGGCUCAAAAUGGUCGUUUGUCUGUGAGUGUGAACACCGGGAGAGAAAACAAAGGAGAACUGACAUUCUCACUGAAGAGCACGGCAGCUCUGACUCCAUACGCUCAGGUGGUGGUUUACACAGUUCUUCCCAAUGGAGAAGCUGUAGCAGACAGUAUGAACUUCCCCAUUGAAGAAUGUUUGCCAAACAAGGUGUCCUUAAAGUUCUCGUCUCCCACCGCACUACCUGGAGAGAGGACAUCUCUUAACCUGAAAGCCAGCCCUGACUCCUUGUGCUCCGUGCGGGCCAUUGAUCAGAGUGUGCUGCUGUUGAGACCAGAGGCCGAGCUGAAUGCAGCCUCUGUCCUUCGAAUGUUACCAGUCCAGAUUUCGUCAGGUUACCCAUACAACAUUGAGGAGUGGGAGUCUAACCCCUGCCGACAUCCCUGGGAGAUAAUCCCUUUUGCUGAACCUGCGAGGCGCAAGCGCUCCUCCAUCUAUUACCCUUACUACGACAACAAAAAUGAUGUCUACAACAUCUUUAGAGGAGUUGGAAUCAGAAUCACUACCAACUCUGAUGUGAAAGCACCUGUUGUUUGUCGUUAUUAUAAGACAAUGUUUAAGGAAGCUGCUGUGGACGAUGGUUUGCGCAGAGACUUUGACGGGCCAGAGAUAGGGUUUGGUUCAAAAGUGUCAAAACCUGCUCAGAAGAUCCGCAAAUUCUUUCCAGAAACCUGGAUAUGGGAUCUUAUACCUGUGGGGAGAUCGGGAUCUGUGGAUGUCGCAAAGAUUGUCCCGGACACCAUCACUAAAUGGGCAGCAGGAGCUUUCUGCACAUCCCCUGUCGGGUUUGGAGUGGCCCCCAAGACUGAUCUCACUGCUUUCAAGCCCUUCUUUGUGAGCCUCACGCUCCCCUACUCUCUUAUCCGUGAGGAGACGUUCACUCUUAAAGCUUCUGUAUUCAACUACCUCCCCAAAUGUAUCAUGGUGAAGGUCACGCUGGCAGACUCACCGCAGUUCACAGCUCAACCGUGUAGAGGCUGCACAUACACUCAGUGUGUUUGCUCUGAAGAGAGCAAAACCUUCCAGUGGAUUAUUACACCAUCUGUACUGGGAAAGGUGAACAUUACAGUGCGCGCUGAGGCGGUGCAGAGCCGAGAACUGUGUGGCAAUGAAGUGGUGACUUUGCCGGACAGGGGCAGAACUGAUACUGUGAUGCACAGCGUUCUGGUGGAGGCAGAGGGAACUAAGCAGUCAAUCACUCAGAAUGAACUCAUCUGCUUAACAGACCGUCCAGAGGAAACAUCAGUCUCUCUCACUCUACCCAAAGUGUUUGUCAAGGAUUCUGCCAAAAGCUUUGUCACUGUUCUGGGUGAUCUGAUGGGUCGUGCUCUGAGGAACAUCGGUGAUCUGUUGGCUAUGCCGUACGGCUGUGGAGAGCAAAACAUGCUGCUUUUUGCCCCCAAUAUCUACAUUCUUCAAUACCUGGAGAGCACCGGGCAACUCACUCCUCGGAUUAAAGACCGAGCCAUAAACUUCCUGGAGAGCGGCUAUCAGAGAGAGCUGACAUACAAGCAUUAUGACGGAUCUUACAGUGCUUUUGGCAGCAGUGAUCCUUCUGGAAACACCUGGCUAACUGCGUUUGUGAUGAAAAGUUUUGGUGGGGCAAGGCAGUAUAUAUUUAUAGAUCAGGAUAACAUCGAUCAGGCAAAGGAAUGGCUGGAGCGACAGCAACUGGAUAAUGGCUGCUUCGCCUCUGUUGGGAGGCUCAUCCAUACUGAAAUGAUGGGUGGCGUCAGCAAUGAAGUCACUCUCUCUGCAUACAUCACUGCUGCACUGCUGGAGUUAGGCGUCCAGAGAACUGAUCCCAUGAUGGAGAGAAGCCUUACAUGUCUGAGGGGAUCUUCCAGUGACAUUACCAACACUUAUGUGACCGCCUUGCUGUCCUACACAUUCACUCUUGCUGGAGAUGAACAGAUGAGACAGAACCUCCUCUCCAACCUGGACAAUCAGGCCAGGAGAGAUGGUGUCGGACGAUAUUGGACUCUGGCUAAUAAUGCGCAACCGACGGGCUCUCUGGAGGUAGAGAUGAGUGCCUACGUGUUGCUGGCGCUGCUCUCGGGACCCACACUGCCUGGAUUUGGACUGAACUACUCUGCUGGCAUAGUGCACUGGCUAAGCAAUCAGCAGAACGCAUAUGGAGGCUUCUCCUCUACACAGGAUACUGUAGUAGCGCUCCAGGCCCUCGCUAAGUACAGUGCUGCCAUCUACAAUCCAGAAGGAUCCAUUACCGUAACCGUGACCUCCCCCUCAGGCCAGAAGAACCAGUUCACCGUGAACCGGAACAACCGGCUGCUUUACCAGGAGAAACAGCUGCAGGAAGCUACUGGCACAUACAAUCUGAGGGCAGAAGGCAAAGGCUGUGUGUUUGUGCAGUUUGCCUUGCACUACAAUAUCCCGCCUCCUCCAGACUCCUUGGCCUUCAAAAUCAAUACAAAUACUGGGGUUUGCAACAACACAAGGAUCCCAGCUUUUACACUAACCACCACUGUAAGGUAUGACGGCACACGAAUGGAGACCAACAUGGUGAUCAUUAACGUCAGGUUCCUGUCUGGGUUUAAGCCGGAUGAGACGUCUCUGCAGGCUCUGAGGGAAGACCCCACCAUCAAACGUGUGGAUCUGGAUGAGGAUCGUGUCAUUUUCUAUUUGGAUAGUUUGAAAAAGAAUCAGGUGAAGUCCAUCAGCCUGCAGCUCGUGCAGGAAGUACAGGUGCAGAACCUGAAACCAGCUGUAGUGAUCGUCUAUGACUACUACAAGAUCAGUGAACUGUCUGUGAUUGACUACACCUCCCCAUGUGCAUAAACACUACUGCGAUGAUCUGAAGUGCUAACGGCUGAAGAACUGUACACUGGAAUAUAUGGCGAAACAGGUUUAAUACUGACACUUUUUCUGUCACUUACUUGUAAAACCUUACUGUUUUCUUAAAUAAAAAAAUAAUGCAUUUCUGCAUUCUGCACUUUAGUUGCUAUUAAACUAUUUGUUUAAUCAACAAUUGCUGCAUCAGAAA